This is a messenger RNA of Myotis lucifugus (little brown bat), 1135 nucleotides long. RefSeq names its product Tax1 binding protein 3 (gene TAX1BP3). Gene Ontology annotation, cellular component: postsynaptic density; adherens junction; postsynaptic membrane. The transcript has 4 exons. The record is from RefSeq and is a predicted model, not a curated record. Bases 102 to 476 code for a protein of 124 amino acids. Gene Ontology annotation, biological process: neurotransmitter receptor transport, endosome to postsynaptic membrane; neurotransmitter receptor transport postsynaptic membrane to endosome. NCBI's taxonomy places the organism in Eukaryota, Metazoa, Chordata, Mammalia, Chiroptera, Vespertilionidae. Gene Ontology annotation, molecular function: protein binding.
CGGGCCGAGCCGGGCGGCCUUUGUUAACCAGAGGGCGCGGUCGCCGGGAUUUUCACCGCGGGCUUCGCUGAGCGGUACUUGGCUGCCAGAUUGGGGUCGAGAUGUCCUACAUCCCGGGCCAGCCGGUCACGGCCGUGGUGCAAAGAGUUGAAAUUCAUAAGCUGCGUCAAGGUGAGAAUUUAAUCCUGGGCUUCAGCAUUGGAGGUGGAAUUGACCAGGAUCCCUCCCAGAAUCCUUUCUCAGAAGACAAGACGGAUAAGGGCAUUUAUGUCACACGGGUAUCGGAAGGAGGCCCUGCUGAAAUUGCUGGGCUACAGAUUGGAGACAAGAUCAUGCAGGUGAACGGCUGGGACAUGACCAUGGUCACACACGACCAGGCCCGGAAGCGGCUCACCAAGCGCUCGGAGGAGGUGGUGCGCCUGCUGGUGACGCGGCAGUCGCUGCAGAAGGCCGUGCAGCAGUCCAUGCUGUCCUAGCAGCUCGCCGAGGUCCCGACAUGCCUGCCGCCUCCUUGUACAGUGACACUACUUCCUCAGUCUGCCCCUCGUCCUGGCUCCUGCUGAGUGCUGGGCCCCCACUCAGAAGGGCAAGAGCUGGUCCCAGAGGCCUGACUGGCCUGCCUUCCCCUCUCACCGGUGGCCUGAGGCUCUGGGACCAGCCCUCCCUUGGACACCGAGGACUGGAAACAAUGGCCUGGAGUUGAGUUGUAGUCAGUCUGUAGUGACCACAAGCUCAGCCCCCAGACCCUGCUGCCUGGUCUCAGCAGUGCCCAGGGGAGCAGGGCCCCCACUUCCUGAGAGCGGCCGCAAAGCAGAACAACGCCUGGUGGGCCAGCCCUGCCCUCUGUCUCAGCUCCAAAGUGCCUGUGUCCCACGCAUUCCCGUUGCUCAGAGGGGAUUCGACACUGCAGAGGCAGCAGACGUUUGCCAGCAUGGAAGCCAGCAGGCUCAGUUCACCCAUCGUUCCCCCACUCCUCCGAGGGGCGCUAGCCUUCCAGGGUUCACCAGCUUACAAGAUUAGGCGAGGUUUGAGGCUGACUUUUGAGGGCAUUUUUCAAGAUUGCCAAUCUCCUCUAUGCCUGUUUAACUUUUGUACUUUUUUAAUCACUUUGAUACAAAGGGUUUUUAUCUUACUA